AGGUCUUUUGGCGAUGUUAGGAGUUUAGAUAACGUUUCACUGUUGUUGGGUCCAGUGCCGACGCAAACAUGGGUGUUAAAAUAGAGAUGUUUAGAAUGAUGCUGUAUCUGUCCUUUCCCGUGACCAUGUUCUGGAUCUCAAAUCAAGCAGAGUAUUUUGAAGAGUACAUAGUAAAAAGAAAGAGGGAGAUCUUCCCCCCUGACGAAGGACUGCGCAGGAAAGAGAUGCAGGAAUUCAAAGAGCGAAUGCGUCUUCGUAAGGAGCAGCAACUAUUAAGAGCACUUUCUAUGGACUCUGAGAAUUGAGGAUUAUGUGUUGAAAAAAAUGCAUAUAUUACCAGCACCACUGAUGGACUAUCUGGCAGUGUUUAUUGGGUAAAACGAGAAACUGAUGGGACUGGAUUAAGAGCAUGACACAUCGAAACUCUUUGAGAAGUUAACGCAUCCCUAAUGUGUGGUGGGCGUUCCUAGUAUGCCUUUAAUCUACAUGUGUGAUUUUUUUGAUUUUUUUUUUUCACCAAGGAAUGUUCAGAUGCCCUAUGAGUUGCUGUGAUUGCAUUGUCAUAAAAUAGUUAUUUGAGUUGUAUAUCCAGUUGGAUCUAAUGUAAUUUUCACAAUUUAUUUUGUGAGGAGCAGUUUUUAUUAAAUGUUGAUUUAUUUUUUCAUGUUUAGUGUUUUACAACAUUGUAUCACAUUGGAUGUAAUUGAGCAUUUUUGAUAAUGACAAACAGAAAGAGACAUUAAUACCAAAGCAUAAAGAAAAUCUCCAUAAACUGAUUUGAAUUUAGAGCACAAACGCAAAAUACGAACUACCUGAUUGCAUAAGUAUUUACUAGAGGCACAGAUGGCAGCAACUAUUGCUUUUAGCCUUUGAUUUACAGUCUGGGUAACUUUAAAUUUAUGUUCUGGGUUAUCUUAUUGGGAAAUAAAAUAUCAAGUUUCACUAGUCUGCAGCAGGUUUCCUUCUGUGAGAUUUUUACUUUUGCUGCAUUCAGAAAAAGAACUGUCUGCACCAGUAGUGAUUCAGUUGUGUGAUACUAUGACAUUAAAUUAUUUUAUUUUCUGCUUAUCACUGUUGUAAAAUCCUUAUGACAUCCACUGGGUUUGUAUAAUAACAGUUCAGGGAAUGGAGGAAUUUGACGCUAUAGGCACUGACUAUGUGUAUGGUUCUCAUUAACAAAUCAUUUUAACGCUGUUUUUAAUUAAAGUCAAUGUUGGUUUUGUUUCACCUAUUGUAUCAGAAGCAUUGAUGGCUGUGCUUGGCUAUGAAGAUGUAUCUGAUGUACUGUACAUUCUAUGGCCACAUCUCUAACCUCUGGUUAAAGAUGCUUUUUGACCAGAAGAGAGCUGGUUUGACCACCAGCCAAUAUUUAUUUGUAGGAACAAGGUGUUUAUGAGUAACUUGUGCAGAGGCAUUGAAAUAGAGUGUGACCCAAAUGUACCUCCUGGUUCAACGCAGACAGUAUAGAUGUCUUAAAUAUGUACUUCGAUCACUCAAAAUGCCUCAACUUCUGGAAUAAAGUGAAUUUUCCCUAA
Molecule: messenger RNA, 1535 nt
Organism: Anarrhichthys ocellatus (wolf-eel)
Lineage: Eukaryota; Metazoa; Chordata; Actinopteri; Perciformes; Anarhichadidae
Gene: pet100
Product: PET100 cytochrome c oxidase chaperone
Exons: 4
Coding region: 69-305 (78 amino acids)
Biological process (GO): mitochondrial respiratory chain complex IV assembly
Cellular component (GO): mitochondrion; mitochondrial inner membrane
Source: RefSeq, a predicted model, not a curated record